CACUUCACACCCUUUUAACACCAAACCAACUCAGAUCAAGAUCAAGAUCAGAUCAAAUUCAUCCAUCCUACCCUAAUUUAUUAAGUAAUAAUAAUAUUAAUACAUUCUGAAUGGCCACUACUACUGCUACUCCAAUAAUCUUUCUUUUCUUCUUGCAUCUCCUCCUCGUCGGGGCCAAUAAUUACAAAGAUGAUCUGUUCUCCUUCGGCAAAGUGCCCAAAUCGGACAUCAGCCUUGUCGAGUUCCCUCUAAACUUGGAGUUUCUGGAAGCUGAAUUCUUCGCAUGGGGGGCCUUCGGGAGGGGCCUCGACAGCUUCGAGCCUAAUCUUACCAAGGGAGGCCCCCCUCCCUACGGGGCCAAGAUGGCCAAACUCACCCCCCUUAUCCGAGACAUCAUUGCUCAAUUUGCCUUCCAAGAAUUCGGACAUCUCAGGGCGAUACAAAAGGCGGUGGCGGGAUUCCCCCGGCCGCUGCUGAAUCUGAGCAAAGAAGCGUUCGCGGCGAUAAUGAACAGCGCAUUUGGAAGGCCGUUAAUCCCUCCCUUCGAUCCUUACGCUAAUGACGUCAACUAUCUCAUUGCAUCCUACGUCAUCCCCUACGUUGGACUCACCGGCUAUGUCGGCGCCAACGCCAGACUCCAAGGCCCCGCCUCCCGAAGGCUGGUGGCGGGGUUGCUGGGGGUGGAGUCAGGGCAGGACGCAGUGAUCAGGGGACUGCUGUACGAGCGGGCGCUGCAGAAGGUGUAUCCGUACGGCGUGACGGUGGCGGAAUUCACCGACAGGAUAUCUAACCUGAGGAACAUUCUGGGGAAGAAGGGCAUCAAGGAUGAAGGGCUGAUUGUCCCCUUCUUACAGGGCGCCGAGGGUAAGAUCCAGGGCAAUGUCCUCGCCGGAGACCAAUACUCCGUGGCCUACGACCGUACGCCGGAGGAGAUUCUCCGCAUCGUCUAUGGAACCGGCAGCGAGAAGAUACCCGGGGGGUUCUACCCCAAAGGCGGCAAUGGCGCCAUCGCCAAAUCCUAUUUAUCAUAAUCGAAAUCAAUCGAAUUUAAUUGAAUUGAGUUUAAUUGAUCAUCGUCAUCAUCAUUGCCAGGUCUGUGUUGUGUGUGUUUGUGUGUCUGUCUCUGUUUUGACAUUUUGAAUAAACGAUAAUCGAUCCA
Messenger RNA from Andrographis paniculata, 1159 nucleotides. Its product is annotated as desiccation-related protein PCC13-62-like. The coding region runs from base 111 to 1031 and encodes 306 amino acids. The record is from RefSeq and is a predicted model, not a curated record. The transcript has 3 exons. Lineage: Eukaryota; Viridiplantae; Streptophyta; Magnoliopsida; Lamiales; Acanthaceae.